GGACUCUCUUGCCUGGGCGCGAGGCAUCGAGCUAAUCUGCGUGCUGCUCUCCGCGCUUCUCGCCGCCGGCCUGCUGCCCGGCGCGUCCCCAGCGACGUGCGCCGCGCCUUUUCUCUUCGGGGUUGCCGUGCGAGUUGGCUACCCUCCGGCGGGGAAGGGCGUGGGGCAGCCCGCUCCGUCUCUGGCUGAAGGCCUCGAGGUGGUGUCGGGAAGCGAGCUCGGCGCGGCGGAUCGUGGUGGCGAGGGCGACGGCGACGGCAGCGCUGGCAGCCGGCGCGAGGGCCGUAGCCCAGUUGAGCCGUGGCAUCUCUUGCCCAAGGCUUCUCUAGCGGCCGGGAAGGUGCACGUCCUCGUCUUUUGCGGCGCGAGCCUCGGGCCGCGAAUCGUGACGGCGCUGCGCCGCGUGCAGGCGGCGUACGUGAGCUCGCGCGCCCUCCCCGUCUCGUUCUUGCUCAUCUCGCGCGCCUCCGCCGACGAGGUCGGCGCCGGCGCCCCCAUCGCCCGCGACGCCACGGGGGCGACGUCGGACUCGUACCUCUCCGCCUUUUGCGGGCGGCUGCUCCGGCCGGUCCCUCACGCGUUUGUCGUGGGCGCCGACGGCGCCAUCGCGUGGCACGGCCACUCGAGCCGCCGCCAAUUCACGCUGGCCCUCAGCGCGGCGCUGCGGCGUGCGGCCGGGCUUGGCGCAGAGGGCGACGGCGGCGAGGCGGCGGCGGACGGCUCCGCCGAGAAAAAGAAGGCGGAAUGAGUCCCCCGCACCUGUGCUUGCAGAUUGGGGACGGCAUGGCGCUGUGCAGGGUGGUCCGCGCCGACACCAUGUUUUGUGGACGCGUGAUCGACGUUGUCGGAGAGCGCGCGCCGCGGGGAGGGGCCAAUAUGGGUGUAUGCUUGAAAUGUACCGCUGACCUAUUCG
Emiliania huxleyi CCMP1516 is the source of this 913-nucleotide messenger RNA. RefSeq lists its product as hypothetical. NCBI's taxonomy places the organism in Eukaryota, Haptophyta, Isochrysidales, Noelaerhabdaceae. The annotation marks the transcript as partial. The record is from RefSeq and is a predicted model, not a curated record. The transcript has 5 exons.